AUGAGCAAGGCCGAAGCCAAGCCUAGGCUCAUACGAUGGAUCUUAUUAUUGCAGGAUUUUGACAUUGAGAUUCGGGACAAGAAGGGAGCGGAGAAUGUUGCAGCUGAUCACCUCUCCCGGUUCGACGCACCUCCUGCAGACAAUCUCGUGGAGGAGAUCAACGACUCCUUCCCAGAUGAGCGACUGAUGAUGAUGUGCCUGGUGGAGAGUGUCACCCCCUGGUAUUCUGAUUUUGCGAACUACUUGGUGGGCCAGCAGCUGCCCAAGGGGAUGACAACUCACACCAAGAGGAAGUUCUUCUCCGACCUGAAGCAUUACUUCUGGGAUGACCCUCAUCUCUUCAGGAUCGGAGCCGACGGGAUCAUCCGUCGCUGUGUUAUGGAGAGUGAGAUGGAGGGCAUUCUAUCUCACUGUCAUGAGGGACCUACUGGCGGUCACCACGGAGGAAACCGCACGGCAAGGAAGGUGCUCCAAUCGGGCUUCUACUGGCCCACGCUCUUCAAGGACGCUGACGCCUUCGCACGCCGGUGCGACCGAUGCCAGAGGUUAGGUAACAUCUCUGCCCGUGAUGAGAUGCCCCAGAAUGUGUUUAUAACCUGUGAAAUCUUUGAUGUCUGCGGUAUCGAAUUCAUGGGCCCCUUCCCUCCAUCUUUUGGCAAUACCUAUAUUCUGGUUGCUGUUGACUACGUCUCUAGGUGGGCCGAGGCGCAAGCUUUGCCCACUAAUGAUGCUAGACGUGUUUGUGGUUUUCUGAAGCACCUAUUCUCCCGGUUCGGGACACCUAGAGCCAUCAUAAGCGAUCGAGGCACCCAUUUCCAGGGCCAGUUUGAUAAGUUACUGUCGCGCUAUGGUGUAACUCACAAGGUGUCUGUGGCCUAUCACCCUCAGACCAGUGACCAGGCCGAGCUGACGAACCGGGAGCUCAAGCGGAUCCUGGAGAAGACGGUGGAUCAGUCCCGAAAGGAUUGGUCCACCAAGCUCGAUGAUGCUCUAUGGGCAUACCGCACUGCCUACAAGACGCCCAUUGGUACUUCACCGUAUCGGCUUGUCUAUGGAAAGGCAUGCCAUUUGCCCGUGGAGCUAGAGCACAAGGCCUUCUGGGCCCUUAAGCUGCUAAACUUGAAUGUUAGUGUUGCAGGUGUUGAGCGCAAAAUGCAGAUGCUAGAGUUAGAGGAGUGGCGUUAUCACGCCUAUGAGAACACCAAGCUUUACAAGGAGCGCACUAAGCGCCUGCACGACGCACGGUUGCGGGGUCCGAAAGAGUUCUAG
This is a messenger RNA of Linum trigynum, 1269 nucleotides long. Lineage: Eukaryota; Viridiplantae; Streptophyta; Magnoliopsida; Malpighiales; Linaceae. The record is from the annotation of a GenBank genome assembly.